Molecule: messenger RNA, 5447 nt
Organism: Crotalus tigris (Tiger rattlesnake)
Lineage: Eukaryota; Metazoa; Chordata; Lepidosauria; Squamata; Viperidae
Product: homeobox protein NANOG-like
Exons: 4
Coding region: 700-1692 (330 amino acids)
Biological process (GO): regulation of transcription by RNA polymerase II
Molecular function (GO): RNA polymerase II cis-regulatory region sequence-specific DNA binding; DNA-binding transcription factor activity, RNA polymerase II-specific
Source: RefSeq, a predicted model, not a curated record
ACAGUCACUUGUCUGAAAUGGAAUAGGUUCUCCUGUUUGAGCAGGGGGCUGGACUAGAAGACCUCCAUGAUCCCUUUCAUCUCUUUUCUAUUUUGUUCUGUUCUGUUCUAAAUAAUCAGUGUGGUCCCAGCAAUCAUAGUCUGUCUGAGCCUCAGAAGGUGACAGCCAUUAGCUGCUCUGAAUUACAAAUCCAAGCAUGCUUUACCACCUGAUUAAUAUUUGGGGAGGUCUGAAGACUGGGGUGUUUGGAAGCAUCACAGAAGAAAGCAAACUCCUUUCAUUCUCUUACCAAUAAAAUCACCUGGACUUGUCCAUGAAGUUAGCAGCAUUUCCAAUGAAUUUAAAGGAGCCUUUCUCUUUAAAUCCUGCAGAAAUAUUUUCAAUCACCUUUUUUCUCCUCCCAAAACAACACUAUCUGAUUCUUAAUUCUAUUUUGGCCAGAUUCACACGUUCAUAAAGUGGCUUGUUUUAAGUUUAACAGACAACCUACGUUAGAUGGUAGGCCGCAAUUCCCGCUCUCCCUGGCGUCCUCCCUCCCCACCACUCAGGUCCUGCCCAGGCCACUCCCAGUUAAUUAGGCCACCUUUAACAUGACAAUGACCCGGGAAGGUCUGUCUGCCGCAAGACGGGCCAUAAAAGUUACCCCAAGGAGGCUGCAGGGUUUCGGUAACUUUUCCAGUGGGAUUCCGCCUUCCACCCAUGAACGCCCCGCUGGCCAUAAAUACUGCUUAUCGCGUCUACCCUUCCGGAGUGGCGGUCCCCGGAAUGGGUUAUGAGCAGUAUUACUGGCCUUCCCCGGAGGAGAAGGCGCAGGAGCCGGUGCACAGUUCGGAGGGGGGUCCUCCUCCAGAAGCUUUAAGCGACGUGGAGGAAAAGGCGUGUCACAAAAACCCAAAUCUUUCUCCAAGGUCCUCCAGUUCUGGAAUAUUAAUUCUUUACACUCCCGACUCUGCCACCAGUCCCAACAGGCAGUCUUCUUCUCCACAGCUGACUUCUACACCCCAGAGAUGCAAGGAGGAAAAUCCAGGAAGCAGGAAAGUCAAAACACGCACAGCUUUCUCUCAAGACCAAUUAGAGAUACUGCACCGCCGAUUUCAGAGCCAAAAGUAUCUCAGUCCACAACAGAUUCAAGAACUGGCUGCAGCCUUGAAACUCACUUAUAAACAGGUAAAAACAUGGUUUCAGAAUCAACGAAUGAAGUUUAAGCGAACUCAGAAAGAAACUCUAUGGAUGAGAAAAGGGAUGUGCCAAACUCAGAAUAGUUACUUGGACAUAAACCCAAACUAUCAUGAAGGUUACAGUAUUGGUGAGGCCAGGAACACCCAUUCACUAGCUGCUGUGCAUGAGAACUAUACCAACAAUCAAAACUAUAGCAGUAACCAAAGUUAUAAUAGUGACCACCACCAGGUCUACAGUAGUCCUCAGAAUUUUUAUCCAAUUGGUGAGGAUGGGAGCUUCUUUGUAAAAGCUGGUGGGGCCUGUUACAGCCCACAAACCAUCAAUUAUAUCAACAACCAAAAGAUGAAUUUUUAUCCUGGCUUCUCUGCAAGCAUGGAGUAUGCCACCAUGAAGAUGGAAGAUGGGUAUACCUUCCCCAAUGCAUCUUCUGCUGCAUUCCCAGGACCCUCUGUCCACCAGCACUAUCAAAGUCCUCUACAAACUCAAGGACCACAGAGCAACUGUAACUCCUAAGCUUCUUCCUUUUGUAGUCUUUUUUUAUUUUGACAAAGUCUCCUGCAACUUCCCACUCCCUCCAGCAAAGGGAUCCUGGCACUUUUCAAAAGCUAGGCUUUUGCAUAGACAACAGUUUGUGUGUGUAUGUAUGUGUGAGAGUGAGUGAUUUUGAACUUGACUUUCAUUAGGUUUCUCCUAGCUGGCACUAGGAAGAGACUGGAUAUGGAAGACAGCUCUCAUUCAGGAAAUGAGAAUUCAGGGAACAUCAGACUUAUUAGCUCUGUGCAUGGCUUGCCUGUAGGCCCCCCACCCCACCCCAGCAUCCCUCAAUGCCAUUUUAUAAGUAAUUUAGCUGGAGUUCAGAUACAAGUGCAGUUGGGAAGAGGCUCUGAUUUGUGAACAUAUUCCUUUAGUGUCCUUAUGCUGAUUUGUUGGAUUUUUCAACAGUGAAUUUUCUUUUACGUGCAAGAUUCACAAAAGAGAUAAUUUAUGAUUUAAUGUUUAUUGUCAGAUAAGUCAAUGUAGCAAUUCUGAGAAAGGGAAAAAAAUGCCUUUCUACUUAUUACCUUCCCAUUUAUCUGUUAAUAACCUGUGCAUUCCCCUUUGCACCACAUCAUAUCAAGAGCAGAGGUUUUGUUUCUCCUUUAAACAAGUAUUAGUUGCUUGUGGAAUUAUCGUAUCUAGCAUCAUUUUCAUUAGAAUGCAAUAGAUACUAUUGCUAGCCAAUUGAAAGAAGUUUCUAUAUUCCAGUUCUUUUGCUAUGCAAAAAUAUUGUAUGAGUGAGUCAUGUGGAAUGAGCAUUUGUUGUAGUUCCGCAAAAGUGUCUUUCUUUCCUAUGAAGCUUUAGUACUUUAGGUUUUAUUUCUGAUUCACUCUACUUAAUUUUCAGUUACAUAAGUUAUCAACAACCAAAAGGCCUAGGAGGAGAUAGAAGAGAAAUCUAUUGCUGGCAACAUAGAUAGGGGGAAGGAAUUUGUGGAAGAACAGUUAUUGAAUUCUUAAAUGUUGCUUUUAAUUGUUGGAAGUUUGUUACAGGUAGAGCUCACAAAACUUUUUUGUUACAGGUAGAGCUCACAAAAUCUGCAACAUUUUACUCUGUUACCACUAGUUUUUCAAUUUAUAUACUGUAAGGGAUUUAUGCUACAGUGUUAUAGUAAAAAGCAUGAAACCUAACUAAUGGGUUCUGUUCUUGAGCUUAUUUGAUUUAUUGUACUUACGGUUGAUUUACUGACUUACGGUUGGAAGGGGCCACUGAAUCUGACACUCUAUUCAAUUCUGGAGUCUAAAUUAAAGCACCCCAGUACAUGGUGUUCAUCACAUAUACAGGGAAGGAAGUCCCACCAUUGCCUAUUUCCACUGUCAAAACUAUUGCUUUUAUUGGCAGUAACAUCAGAGAUUAUCAAUUUCUUGCUCAGUGUGAGCUCUAAAGUAUUCUGGACUGGCAGCUGUCCAACCUCUCUAUGAAGAUUGCCAGUGAAGGGGAAAGUAUCACUACAUAAGGCAACGUUAUAUUCAGCUAAAAUUUGAUUUCAAUUCUGUGUCCUGUACUUCUAAUCACUAAUCCAUUAAAACAUGAUUAUUCUGCAUUUUAAAGUUAAGCGAUAUGCAGAAAUUCAGCAUGUUCCUCAACUUGAAGAACUUUUGUCUGUUUGUGUAAUUGCAGUGGCCACAACUCCAUUCUGUUUUGCCUUUUUAUUGGAUUGACUGGAUUGUAGAAUAAUUGUAUUUAAUGAUUUCUCUAUUGCAUGUCUUAUCAACAUUUUGAAGUGAGGAUUAAAUUACAGAUUGCUCAUUUUGUAAAAAAAAAGGGAUGAUUAUAAAAUGACAACACACACAAAAACAAAUUUUUAAGCAAAGUAAAGCAAAGUGAGACUACUCCCUCCAAGUCUUUAUGAAUGCUAGUCAGUAUAUGAGCGGUACACAAGCUGAUCCCAACAAACAUACAUUCUUCCAGUGGAAUCUUAUAAAAGCCUACUCAGAAGCAAGACAAUAUUGAGGUCACUAUCUUAAAAAAGUAUUAACAUGGGUGUUGAGUGGAGAAAUAUUCUCCCCCACACACACACUUCAUUACUCCAGGAGAACAAACUAGAAAAAAAAUCAGAAGAAAGUUUUGAAUUAUUUUCUAGUCAAAAGUUGCAAGAGGGGACUCUUACUGAUAACGAUGGAACAGACUUAUCCAUUUCUUUAUUACACCAGCACAUUUCACGGUCCAGCCCAGACUAUCUUCUUGUUGGGAGAUAAGAAUGAUUCUUUGGUCCAAAACAUUCCCUUGUCUAAGGAUGAUCCAUGGCAGUGUGGGAAAUGAGAGCACACAGUAGUUGAACUGCACACUGAUUCCACUAUAGGGAAAGAGGAAUUUCAUAGAUAGAAAUGUUCACUGCCUACAUGACAAAAACACUAUUCUAAUAACUUUCUUUACUUUUCUGCAUGUGGUAACAAGUUGCCCACUUUUGUUCCAGCAUUUAUGUUUUCAAUAGUUGACAUAAAAAUAAAGUUGUUCAUUUCCCCAUCAAUCACCAAGUUUUUUCCUGCUUAUUUCCCAUACAUUGGAUUGUUCAGGAUACAAAAACCAUGGAAAGCACAAAAAGUUUUGAUUGCAACUAUCUGGUACCAGUGUACUUAAAUUUUUUUUUUUGAAGUCAAAUAAUCAGGGCCAAAAUACCCAAUAGAUGACCAAUUUAUUUGAUACAAUAUAGAUGUAAUAUAUAAAUAUCUGUACAAACAACCAUCUGGGUGGGUGCAUUCUGUAAUAAAGUUGGUGUUGAUAGAGUGAUUAGUUUCAAAUUAAUCACUUUGGUCUUCUAGUCCAAGCCCAAUAGUACAUUUUAUUUGCCAAAUGAGGCUUUUAAAUACUACAUUCAUCUAGCUCUUGAUACUUCAAUGUAAUCUGACCCUAAUCUGUUUGGCCCAGAUACUUUGCAACUUUCUCAGUGCAAAUGCCCUCAUGGCAUUUUUGAAAGUAAUCAAAUGAUUUUCCUCUACCAAGCUUUUAGCUUUAAUUGGCUGUCACAGGUGUUCAUUUUGGGGGAGAUGCUUAGAGUUCAUAUAUUUUAUACUUGGGCUGUUAUAAUCUGCCCAGAGUUUGGAGUGAGCUGUAAAACCUAUAAGAAAAUUGAUCUAUAUCGUUUUUCCCUCAAUUACUCAAAUCUGCCCUCAGACACUUGACUGGUUCUUUCAGCUGUCUACAACAACUAUAUGGUUAAAAAAAAUAAGUACUGAGUGUGAGCUGGGUGGGCCGCCAUAUAAAUUUUCUAAAUAAAUUUUAUGUAAAUGAAAAAAACAAUAAAAAUCCAAGACACUUCAAAAACUAGAAGUGGAAUUUAAGUCUACCCACUGUGCUAUUUUCUUGCUGUUUUCAGAAAUGAUUGGAGCUUUCAUAUCAUUACACUUUAAAGCCUGUUCAACAAGAUGAGUGCUAUGGUUAAUGCUAGAAUAAAGUUUUAGAUACAAAAUUAUAGCUCUCCAACAAUAUUUUUCCUGAUAUAAGUCAGCUAUUUUCCAUUCUAAAACAGACUGGAAAUCAGACUGAAAUUGAUUUAAUUAAUCAAAAUCAAGGUUACCUGCAACUAAAACUUUAUUCCCUCCUUUCCAAUAUCUGGCUCAAGAACAUGUCAGAUGAAAGACAAUUAUUUGUCCAAGAUUACAGAUCAAAUACUUUCUGAGGAUACCAAGAAUCCUAUUCCAUCUGCAGAAAAACAUACUGUCCUACUUUUAGUACUCAGCAGAUCUAGCACCCCUAGUCAGAAAGGACAAAGAUGUAAAAUACAAUUGAG